Manihot esculenta (cassava) is the source of this 1896-nucleotide messenger RNA. Its product is annotated as bifunctional aspartokinase/homoserine dehydrogenase. The coding region runs from base 316 to 1446 and encodes 376 amino acids. The transcript is spliced from 12 exons. NCBI's taxonomy places the organism in Eukaryota, Viridiplantae, Streptophyta, Magnoliopsida, Malpighiales, Euphorbiaceae. Gene Ontology annotation, molecular function: homoserine dehydrogenase activity; aspartate kinase activity. The record is from RefSeq and is a predicted model, not a curated record. Gene Ontology annotation, biological process: aspartate family amino acid biosynthetic process.
UACUUUGAGGGUUUCGAUUAAUCGGUUUGUCGGUUUUUUUACACAAAUAAGCCAAAUUGAAAAUCGAACUUAUAGAAAAUAAGUAACCGAACCAAACUGUACAAGAUAAAAAAUCAAAUCCAUUAAACCAAAUCAAUUUGAUUGGGUUGAAUUUUUCUAGUUUUAGUGGAAAAGUGCUCACUCUGCUUAAGAGUUUGUUUGAGUAUUUUUAAUUUUUCCUACCCAAACCCGGAACCCCAAAAGCCCCUCCACCAAGUGAAGGACUGAAGGUGAAGCAAAAUCUACUGAUCCAGAAUCAGAAAAAAAGAAGAAGAAAUGAAGAGUAUACCUCUGCUUCUGAUGGGUUGUGGAGGUGUUGGUCGCCAGCUCCUUCAACACAUUGUCUCCUGCAGAUCUCUUCAUGCCAAUCAGGGAGUCCAUUUGCGAGUUGUGGGAGUCUGUGACAGUAAAUCAUUAGUUGUUGCAUCUGAUGUAUUCACCAGGGAAUUAAAUGAUAAAUUUUUAGUUGAAGUUUGCCGGGUGAAGUUGAAUGGUUUAUCUCUUUCUAAGCUUGCUGACUUUGAUGAAUGCCUAAUAUACUUGAAUUCGGAGUCUAAAAGAAAAGUAAUAGAUAUUGCAGCUCUUCUGGGUAAAUCAACAGGCUUGGCUUUUGUAGAUUGCUCUGCAAGUUCUGAGACUACUGGAGUGCUAAACCGAGUGGUUGAUUUAGGAUGUUGUAUUGUCCUGGCAAACAAGAAGCCUCUUACUUCUAGAUUGGAAGAUUAUGACAAAUUGUAUUCCUAUCCACGUCGCAUACGGCAUGAGUCUACUGUUGGUGCUGGCCUUCCUGUUAUAGCAUCCUUAAAUCGUAUACUCUUGUCAGGAGAUCCUGUUCAUCGCAUAAUUGGGAGUUUGAGUGGUACCUUGGGAUAUGUAAUGAGUGAGGUUGAAGGUGGGAAGCCUUUGAGUGAAGUUGUUAAGACUGCCAAAAGUUUGGGCUUUACUGAACCAGAUCCCCGGGAUGACCUUAGUGGGAUGGAUGUUGCAAGGAAGGCUUUAAUUCUUGCUCGACUUCUUGGAAGGCGGGUUAACUUGGACGACAUUAAAAUUGAGAGCUUGUAUCCUGAUGAAAUGGAACCUGAUGUUAUGUCUGUUGAAGAAUUUUUGGCUACUGGUAUUAAAUUACUUGACAAUGAUGUCGAAGAAAGAGUUAAGAAGGCAUCCUUGAGGGGGAAUGUGCUUCGCUAUGUUUGUGUGAUUGAGGGUUCAAGGUGUGAGGUUGGCAUUCAAGAACUUCCCAAGACUUCUGCUUUGGGUAGAUUGAAAGGAAGCGACAAUGUGUUGGAGAUAUACAGCCGCUGUUAUAAUGAACAACCAUUGGUCAUUCAAGGUGCUGGAGCUGGCAAUGAUACCACAGCAGCUGGUGUGCUUGCUGAUAUCCUGGAUAUUCAGGAUUUAUUCCCUUGAAAAAAUGUGGGUAGUUCACUUCUGAGAAUUAGAUCAUACAGACAAAAAUCACGGGAUGUACCACCAAGACAUGCAACAAAGAGAUGCCAGUUCUGAAAAUAAAGUCGACAUUUUUUCAGUGGGAACAAAGAUUUUGUGAUGUCAAUGCACGCAUUUGCUACUAUCAUCUAAAGGUGAAACUGUGCAUGCUGGAAGAAUUUCUUUUUACAAGUUAACUUUUUGUGCAACUGCACUUGGAAUACCGGGCAUUAGGUCCUUGAUGUUUGUUUGUUGGAAGUCUGGAUAUGUGGAAGUUUCAAGUAUGAGCUUCAUUGACAAUCUGUGGAUAUUUGUGUUUUUCCCCUUUCGUAGAUGGAGCCUUCUGGUCCACAACUGGUGGCUCCUAACUCAAGGCCCUAUUUGGCUAUUCUGGUAGUGAUUUAACCAAAAAUCAAAAGAAAUUGCUUUUAU